Funneliformis mosseae is the source of this 495-nucleotide messenger RNA. The record is from the annotation of a GenBank genome assembly. NCBI's taxonomy places the organism in Eukaryota, Fungi, Glomeromycota, Glomeromycetes, Glomerales, Glomeraceae.
AUGAAUAAAAAAUUAAGGAAUGUGUUAAAGUCUGAAAUAUUAGGGAUUAUAGACAGAAUACCAGAAAGUCAAAAAUUAGAUGUGAAUAAAACAUUUGAAAAUGAUCAGUUAUUGGGAAAAUUUUAUAAUGAUGAAAUCCAAUCAGUCUUCACUGAUAAUCGAUAUCAUAGUUCAGAGAUAUCAGAAACUGAUAACGAAAGUCUCAAACAAAAGAUUUUGCGUACCUUUUUACGAGAUUAUAUAGAUACUGAAUUCAGCCAAGCUUCAAAGAUAAGAACAUGGUACAACAGAUCGUUAAAGUCAUACAUUAGAAGAUAUAGUAAUGUUAACUACUCUUCAGUCUGUGAAGAUACAAAUAAUGUCGAAGAGAAGGAUUAUAGUCAUAAUAGAAACUAUGUUGACAGUUUUGAAAAGAAUAAUAGAAAUAGUGAAAGAAGAAAUAGAAGUUUAGUAUCGAUGGAAUAUAAUAGUAAUUAUGAGAAGGAUGACAAUUAA